This is a messenger RNA of Eublepharis macularius, 3606 nucleotides long. It is a transcript of the gene GRIN3B, whose product is annotated as glutamate ionotropic receptor NMDA type subunit 3B. The transcript has 12 exons. Gene Ontology annotation, molecular function: transmitter-gated monoatomic ion channel activity involved in regulation of postsynaptic membrane potential; NMDA glutamate receptor activity. The record is from RefSeq and is a predicted model, not a curated record. Gene Ontology annotation, biological process: ionotropic glutamate receptor signaling pathway; modulation of chemical synaptic transmission; synaptic transmission, glutamatergic. Gene Ontology annotation, cellular component: plasma membrane; postsynaptic membrane. The coding region runs from base 1 to 3606 and encodes 1201 amino acids. Lineage: Eukaryota; Metazoa; Chordata; Lepidosauria; Squamata; Eublepharidae.
AUGCCGCCAGAAAGCUCAUACAACAGCAGCACAGAAGCUGCAGCCUUGCCUCCUCCGGGGCAACUGGUGUUCAGAGCCCGCAGCUUCCUUCCUCCCGCCCACACGCCGCACUCUGCACGCGCCCAGAGACCCUCCCCGCGCCUCCGCCGUCGCUCCCUCCCCGCGGACCGGCCGCGCCGCUCACCUCCUCCUCGGGCGCCCCCAGCGGCGGCCGGGCGCCGCGCUCUGCCCGGCGCGGAGAGGCAGGCGAGCGAGCGAGCGAGCGGGCGAGGAGCGCACAGCGGCGGCGGCGGCGUCUGGGCUGGGCUGGGCCGGCGCUCCGGGCGGCUGUGGGUGGCGCUGGCGCAUGGCCGGCCCGCCGGGCCCCUAGGCGGCCCCCGCCCUGGCCCUGGCCCUGGCCGCGGGGCGCGGCGGGGCUGGCCGGGGCGCCCCGCCGGCCGCGGCGCCCCGAUGGAGUUGCGCCGCCGGGCGCUGUGCUGGUGCGCGGCGCUCGCCUGCAGCCCGCUGCUGCCGCUCCUGCUGCUGGCGCCGCCGGGCAGGGGCCACCCGCAGCCCUGCCACGUCCUGGCCCGGGCCGGCCACGCCGUGCGCCUGGGCGCGCUGCUGCCCCGCGGAGGCGGCGGGGGCGGGGGCGGGGGCGGAGGGGCGCCGGCCCGCCUGCGCCCCGCCCUGGCCCGCGCCGCCCGCGCCGCCGCCGCCGCCCUGCCCUACAACCUCAGCCUGGAGGUGCUGCCCGGCGCGCCCCGCCACCGCGACCCGGCCUCGCUGGCGCGCUGGCUGUGCCAGGCGCUGGUGGUGCGCGGCGUGGCCGCCGUGCUGGCCUUCCCCGCCUCCCGCCAGGAGCUGCUCCAGCUGGACUUGGCCGCCGCCUUCCUGGAGAUCCCCUUCGUCAGCCUAUACAGGGAGGAGUGGAAGAGCAAGAUUCAGAAUCCCUUCCACCUGCAGAUGGACAAGAGUGCCGACUUCGACACCCUCCUGGACUUGCUCGCCAACAUCUUCCGCUCCAACCAUUGGCAUGAGGUCACCCUGAUCCUCUGCCGUGCCUGGGAUAUCUCCAGCUUCUUGGAGCUCUGGACCAGCAGUGCCGACCUUGAGCGGACAGCCGUCGUCGACCUGAGCUUCCUCGAUGAGCUGGAGGCUGCGCGCCACCUCCGCCGGCACCUGGAAGAGUUCCGGGAGCUGCCCGGGCCGGCUGUGCUUUUCGGCUGUGACGCUCGGGCAUCCCAGCUGGUGUUCCGGACUGCCAAGGAGCUGGGGGUGACGCAGGAGUUCCACUGGGUGCUGGGCUUGCCCCAGAACGUGGACGAGCUGCAGACGGAGGGGCUUCCCCAGGGACUCCUGGCCUACGGGGAAGUGGACAGGCCCUCUGUGGAGCAGUUUGUCCAGGAUGCGAUGGAGCUGGUGGCCCGGGCCAUUUCUCAAGCGGUCUACCUCCGACCCGAGCUGGCCCUCAUUCAGAGCAUGGUGAACUGCAAUGACAAGCAUGUGGCUGGCAUGGAGUCCUCUGGGCAUUACCUUUCCCAGUUCUUGGCAAACACGUCCUUCCGAGGUCAGACCGGCCAGGUGUUUGUCCGCAACACGUCUCGCAUCCACACGGAGCGCCGCUACAAGAUUUGGAGCCUGCUGCGGGAUUCGGUGGGCCAGCCCACGUGGGUGACGGUGGGCAGCUGGAAGGGAGGCGAGAUGGAGGCUGAAGAGGGCAUGUGGCCACAGCACCUGCAGCGCAAGCACCAGGCGGAAGGCAGCGGGUUCUCGCGCAUGAAGCUGCGGGUGGUGACCCUGGUGGAGCACCCGUUUGUCUUCACACGGGAGGUGGACGAAGAAGGGAGCUGUCCGGCUGGACAGCUGUGCCUGGACCCUCGCACCAAUGAUUCUGCUGUGCUGGACACCCUCUUUGACGAGCUGAACUCCGAGAACGGGUCCGUUCCGGUUGAGUACAAGAAAUGCUGCUACGGGUACUGCAUCGAUCUUCUCGAGAAGCUGGCUGAGGAUCUGCCCUUUGAUUUCGACCUCUACAUCGUGGGGGAUGGGAAGUACGGGGCCUGGAAGAACGGCCGUUGGACAGGGCUGGUGGGGGACCUCUUGAGCAGCACGGCCCACAUGGCUGUCACCUCUUUCAGCAUCAACUCGGCCCGGAGCCAGGUGAUCGACUUCACCAGCCCGUUUUUCUCCACCAGCUUAGGCAUCCUGGUGAGAAUCCGGGACACGGCAUCUCCCAUCGGGGCCUUCAUGUGGCCACUCCACUGGACCAUGUGGGUGGGCAUCUUUGUGGCGCUUCACAUGACCGCCCUCUUCCUCACCCUCUACGAGUGGAAGAGCCCCUAUGGGAUGACCCCCAAAGGCCGUAAUCGCAUGAAGAUCUUCUCCUAUUCUUCAGCACUCAACCUGUGCUACGCAAUCCUCUUUGGGCGCACCGUCUCCAGCAAGACGCCCAAGUGCUGGACAGGCCGUUUCCUCAUGAACCUUUGGGCCAUCUUUUGCCUCCUGGUUCUCUCGAGCUACACAGCCAACCUGGCCGCAGUCAUGGUGGGUGAGAAGACCUUUGAGGAGCUCUCGGGGAUUCACGACCCCAAGUUGCAUCACCCGUCCCAAGGUUUCCGUUUUGGCACCGUAUGGGAGAGCAGCGCUGAGGAAUAUAUUAAGAAGAGUUUUCCAGACAUGCACGAGUACAUGAGACGGCACAGCGUCCCCACCACGCCUGCUGGGGUAACCAUGCUCAAGACCAACCCUCCCAAGCUGAAUGCCUUCAUCAUGGAUAAGUCUUUGUUGGACUACGAGGUCUCCAUCGAUUCAGACUGCAAACUGCUGACAGUGGGGAAGCCUUUUGCUAUUGAAGGCUACGGCAUCGGCCUUCCCCAGAACUCACCUUUGACUUCCAACAUCUCUGAGUUCAUCAGCCGAUACAAGUCGGCCGGCUUCAUGGACCUCCUCCAUGACAAGUGGUACAAAAUGGUGCCCUGCGGGAAGCGUGUCUUUGCCGUCACAGAGACCUUACAGAUGGGAAUCUACCACUUCUCUGGCCUCUUUGUUCUGCUUUGCAUCGGCCUCUGUGGUUCGCUGCUCACCUCCCUGGGGGAGCACAUCUUCUUCCGCCUCAUCUUACCCCGCAUCCGGCGCAAGAAGAAGUUCAAUUACUGGCUCCAUACCAGCCAGAAAAUACACCGGGCUCUAAACAUGAGUUUGGAGGAACAGAGGAUCAAGAGGCUAAAUCUGGAGAAAAAGUGCAAUAUUGAAAAGAGUCAGGAGGAACCUGAGGAGGCCCCCAGCCAGCCCAGCUGGAACAACCUCCGCCGAGCCACAGUGAAGAAGGAGGACAAGAGGGUGCACUUCAACAUAGAAAACCUGCCCGAUGAGACAUCCGAGGACGAGCGAGAGGCGCCGGUCUGGCAUUGCAUGAAUGGGCAAGACCCCCAGCAGACCAGCAAGGAAGUCCAGGAGAAGGAACUUGAGGAGUUGGAGGGUAGAAUUGCGAACAUGCGGGAGCAGCUCCGGGCUGCGCUCGUGCGGAAGAGUGAGCUGAUGGUGGCCCUGGGCCCACCGCCCAAAGCCCCCCGGCUGCCUCCUGCCCUGAAAGCCCUCAUCAAGGAGAACAAGGAAGAGCGGUGA